CAAUCACAAAAAUUAUCUAACAUUCUCCUGAGUACAAGAAUACACACACACACUUAAAAAAGAAUAUGGGAACCUCAAUUGGGUUGAGGCAUUGGCCUCAACUCAUUUAUGCAAUCGCAUUUUGUAUAAUUGCUAGUAGUGUUGCAGCUGAUGAUGAUAAGCCUUACUAUCAAGGCACCCCAAACAAUUACUAUCCACAUCCAACACCACCAAGUCAUUAUGAACAACAGCCACCAUAUUAUUUCAAAUCACCUCCAUAUUACUACAAGUCCCCACCUCCAUCGUCAUCAUCGCCACCACCUCCUUAUGUAGCCAAAUUCCCGCCAUAUUACUACAAAUCUCCUCCACCUCCAUCACCCUCUCCUCGCCCACCAUACAUUUACAAGUCACCACCACCUCCUCCAUAUGUCUACAAGUCACCACCACCUCCAUCUCCUUCACCUCCCCCACCAUACAUCUAUAAGAGUCCACCACCACCCUCUCCAUCCCCACCACCUCCAUAUGUCUACAAGUCUCCUCCUCCACCAUCACCCUCACCACCUCCACCAUAUGUUUAUAAGUCACCACCGCCGCCAUCCCCUUCACCCCCUCCACCAUAUGUAUACAAGUCUCCACCUCCUCGGUCUCCCUCUCCUCCCCCACCAUACGUCUAUAAGAGUCCACCACCACCUCCAUAUGUCUACAAGUCUCCUCCUCCACCAUCACCCUCUCCUCCCCCACCAUAUGUUUACAAGUCACCGCCACCUCCAUCCCCUUCACCUCCUCCUCCAUACGUCUAUAAGAGUCCACCACCACCCUCUCCAUCACCACCACCUCCAUAUGUCUACAAGUCUCCUCCUCCACCAUCACCCUCACCACCUCCACCAUAUGUUUAUAAGUCACCACCACCGCCAUCCCCUUCACCCCCUCCACCAUAUGUAUACAAGUCUCCACCUCCUCCGUCUCCCUCUCCUCCCCCACCAUACGUCUAUAAGAGUCCACCACCACCCUCUCCAUCCCCACCACCUCCAUAUGUCUAUAACUCUCCUCCUCCACCAUCACCCUCUCCUCCCCCACCAUAUGUUUACAAGUCACCGCCACCUCCAUCCCCUUCACCUCCUCCUCCAUACGUCUAUAAGAGUCCACCACCACCAUCUCCAUCACCACCACCUCCAUAUGUCUACAAGUCUCCUCCUCCUCCUCCACCAUCACCCUCACCACCUCCACCAUAUGUUUAUAACUCACCACCACCGCCAUCCCCAUCACCCCCUCCACCAUAUGUAUACAAGUCUCCACCUCCUCCGUCUCCCUCUCCUCCCCCACCAUACGUCUAUAAGAGUCCACCACCACCCUCUCCAUCCCCACCACCUCCAUAUGUCUACAAGUCUCCUCCUCCACCAUCACCCUCACCACCUCCACCAUAUGUUUAUAAGUCACCACCACCUCCAUCCCCUUCACCUCCUCCUCCAUACGUAUAUAAGAGUCCACCACCACCCUCUCCAUCCCCACCACCUCCAUAUAUCUACAAGUCUCCUCCUCCCCCAUCACCCUCACCACCUCCACCAUAUGUUUAUAAGUCACCACCACCUCCAUCCCAUCCACCUCCUCCUCCAUACGUCUAUAAGAGUCCACCACCACCCUCUCCAUCACCACCACCUCCAUAUGUCUACAAGUCUCCUCCUCCACCAUCACCCUCACCACCUCCACCAUAUGUUUAUAAGUCACCACCACCUCCAUCCCCUUCACCUCCUCCUCCAUAUGUCUACAAGUCACCACCUCCACCAUCACCGUCUCCUCCACCUCCAUAUGUUUAUAAGUCUCCACCGCCACCAUCACCUUCACCCCCUCCACCAUAUGUAUACAAGUCUCCCCCUCCACCAUCUCCUUCACCACCUCCACCAUACAUCUACAAGUCACCACCACCGCCAUCACCUUCACCACCCCCUCCAUAUAUCUACAAGUCACCACCACCACCAUCUCCCUCCCCACCACCUCCAUAUGUCUACAAGUCUCCACCCCCACCAUCCCCUUCUCCUCCUCCACCAUACUAUUAUAAGUCCCCUCCUCCUCCUUCUCCUUCACCACCUCCUCCAUAUGUCUACAAAUCUCCACCUCCACCAUCUCCUUCACCUCCUCCACCCUAUGUCUAUAAGUCUCCUCCACCUCCAUCACCCUCACCGCCUCCUCCUUACAUUUACAAGUCCCCACCUCCACCAUCUCCAUCGCCUCCUCCAUAUCAUCCCUACCUCUACAACUCGCCUCCACCUCCCAUUUAUUAAUCUUCCGGCUAAAGCUAUUUGAAAUUUUUUCAAUGAAUUAUGUCAAACAUUAUUGUGGUUAAUUUGUAUUUAAGCUUUUGUUAAUAAAACAGUCUACAUUCUACGGUGAUCUAAGGGCCUUAUUUUGGCUCUAGUUCAUUUGUGCAUGUAUAUUGUUAAUUCAUAUGUCAAUAUUUAUCUAUUUCUCUCAAUUGAAUUUCAAUUUUUUAC
Trifolium pratense (red clover) is the source of this 2468-nucleotide messenger RNA. Its product is annotated as extensin-2-like. Lineage: Eukaryota; Viridiplantae; Streptophyta; Magnoliopsida; Fabales; Fabaceae. Gene Ontology annotation, biological process: plant-type cell wall organization. Bases 66 to 2258 code for a protein of 730 amino acids. The transcript has a single exon. The record is from RefSeq and is a predicted model, not a curated record. Gene Ontology annotation, molecular function: structural constituent of cell wall.